Molecule: messenger RNA, 1713 nt
Organism: Opisthocomus hoazin
Lineage: Eukaryota; Metazoa; Chordata; Aves; Opisthocomiformes; Opisthocomidae
Source: RefSeq, a predicted model, not a curated record
UGCGCAGCACUUAAUUUUUCGCUUGUGUUACAGAAAGCAAUAGACCUUGCUAGCAAGGCAGCACAAGAAGAUAAAGCAGGAAACUAUGAGGAAGCCUUCCGCUUGUACCAGCACGCUGUGCAGUAUUUUCUCCAUGUUGUUAAAUAUGAAGCACAGGGUGAUAAAGCAAAACAGAGCAUUAGAGCAAGAUGUAGAGAAUACUUGGACAGAGCAGAAAAGCUGAAAGAAUAUCUGAAAAAGGGAGAAAAAACUGCACCAAAACCACUUAAAGAGUCUGGUCCUACUGAUGGAAAAGGGAAUGACAGUGAUGGGGAAGGGGAGUCAGAGGAUCCUGAAAAAAAGAAGCUACAGAAUCAACUUCAAGGAGCAAUUGUUAUGGAGCGACCAAAUGUCAAGUGGAGUGAUGUUGCUGGCCUUGAAGGUGCCAAAGAAGCACUUAAAGAAGCGGUGAUCUUGCCCAUUAAAUUUCCACACCUGUUUACAGGAAAGAGAACACCCUGGAGAGGGAUUCUUCUGUUUGGACCACCAGGAACAGGAAAGUCUUACUUAGCAAAAGCUGUGGCGACAGAAGCAAACAAUUCUACCUUCUUCUCAGUAUCUUCCUCUGACCUUGUCUCCAAGUGGUUAGGAGAAAGUGAAAAAUUAGUGAAAAACUUGUUCCAGCUUGCCAGAGAAAACAAGCCUUCGAUUAUCUUCAUUGAUGAGAUAGAUUCCCUCUGCGGAUCAAGAAGUGAAAACGAAAGCGAGGCUGCUAGACGGAUAAAAACAGAAUUUCUAGUCCAGAUGCAAGGGGUUGGUGUUGACAAUGAAGGAAUCUUGGUCUUAGGAGCAACAAACAUACCCUGGGUUUUGGAUUCUGCUAUCAGGAGAAGGUUUGAGAAGCGUAUUUAUAUUCCUUUACCUGAGGACCACGCCAGGGCUGCAAUGUUCAAACUUCACCUUGGGUCAACUCCAAACCUCCUAACGGAAUCAGAUUAUCGAGAGCUUGGAAAGAGAACUGAUGGCUAUUCUGGUGCAGAUAUAAGCAUCAUUGUACGUGAUGCGCUGAUGCAGCCUGUUAGAAAAGUGCAAUCAGCUACUCACUUUAAAAAAGUAAAAGGACCAUCGCUGUCUAAUCCAAAUACGAUGGUAGAUUUGUUGACCCCUUGCUCUCCAGGAGAUCCUGAAGCCAUAGAAAUGACAUGGAUGGAUGUUCCAGGUGAUAAGUUACUGGAGCCUCAGGUUUCCAUGGCCGAUAUGCUCAGGUCGCUGGCUAGCACAAAACCAACAGUUAAUGAACAGGACCUGGAGAAGUUAAAGAAGUUUACAGAAGACUUUGGUCAGGAAGGCUAAACCAAAGAUGUACGUGGAGAAUUAGAACUUUUCUGCUCUCUUAAUUAUUCUUGUGUCUUUAUUGAUGACACUUCAAAUAAAUGCCAAUAAAAUCACUCCUUUCUUACUUUGCAGAGGGAAUAGAAGAUACCUUUGCAAAGACCUUUAAGCUUUUGUAUUGUAAUGUUUUCCUCAGAUGUCUAUUAAAUGUCUUUUAUUGAAAAAAAAAUAUGAAAGUACAAUUUUAGGGUGAGACAGCAAAGUGAUGUGGUAACGUCUGUUAAAUACAAGAAGACUUUAAAUGAUUAGUUCAAUUUUAGGUAUUAUAUUAGACCUGGGUACAAGUGAGUUUUGAACUCCCAGUAGGCUCAAAAAACCCUUUUUUGAGGGGUGGAAGAGAAC